Molecule: messenger RNA, 2105 nt
Organism: Diabrotica virgifera virgifera (western corn rootworm)
Lineage: Eukaryota; Metazoa; Arthropoda; Insecta; Coleoptera; Chrysomelidae
Product: 52 kDa repressor of the inhibitor of the protein kinase-like
Exons: 2
Coding region: 144-2078 (644 amino acids)
Source: RefSeq, a predicted model, not a curated record
UCGAUAUUUUUCGUUCGACCGUUAGUAGUUAGUAGUUGUGUCACUUAAGUCGAGUGAGCUGGAGCUGCCAAGUGCAAUUGUUACUCUGACCUAACCUCAACAGUCAACUCUAUUUCUAUAGCUUUGUGGACCUUGUGGUUGUAAUGAAACGUCAAUUAGGAUUAGAUUCAUUCUUUUCAAAAAAGAUAAAGGCAAAGGUUGAUCAGGAGACUGUAAAUGAAGGAUUGUCAAACACAAAUGGAUCGCAAACACCCAUAUCCUCAAUCUCAACAGCAAGCAAACCAUCUCAGUGUGGACCUAAAUCGGACAGUAGUGAGAGUGAGUUGCAAAUUCCCCCUCGUGAUUUUGGACAUUUAAUAAAUAAAAAUGAAACUCUUAUUAUGAGUAAUAACGAAAGGUAUGAGUGGCUGACAAACCCUUGGACGCCAUCACCAGAAUUCAAGUUUCCCUUGAAUAUAGAAGGUAAGAAAAACAGAUCUUUUCAAACAAGUUGGCUAAAACAAUACCCUUGGCUAGUCUAUAGUAAGAAAUUAGAUGGUGGCUUAUGUAAAGUGUGUAUACUUUUUGGACGAGGAGAGGGGGGUAAAAGUGACGGAAAGCUGGGAAAGUUGGUACUGGAACCUAUGAAAACCUUCAAGAAGGCUACUGAAACAUUAAAAAUCCAUAAUGGAACCAAGUACCACAAUGAAAACAUGAUAGCCAGCAAACAUUUUUCCUUAGUAAUGGACGGCGAAAGGGCUGACAUCGUUUGUAGUCUCAACUCAGCACAAAAAGCUGUUGAAGAGGAGAAUAAGAAGAAGCUAAUACCCAUCAUUAAAACUAUUAUGUUUUGUGGUAUGCAGAAUAUACCACUUAGGGGUCACAGAGAUGAUGGUCAAUUAUUAAAUGAAACUGACAGUGAGCCACACCGUGAAGGUAACUUUAGAGCCCUUCUGAGAUUUCGGAUUGAUGCUGGAGAUAAACAACUUGAGGAACAUGUUAAAUCAUGUGGGAAAAAUGCGUCGUACAUAAGUAAGACCAUUCAAAACGAUUUAAUUUCAUGUUGUGGAGAAGUAAUUACAAACCAGAUAGUUUCACAGAUAACAUAUGCACAGUUUUUCACUAUUAUUGCUGAUGAAACAACAGAUAUGUCCACUAAGGAACAAUUGUCUAUUUGUUUACGCUAUUUAGACAAGUUGACGCUGGAAAUUAAAGAAGAUUUCAUCAUGUUCAUUGAUGUUGUAGAUUUGACGGGAGAAAACAUCGCGCAGAAAAUACUAGAAGCUCUAGACAGCCUGAGCAUUAACAUAGCUGAUUGCAGAGGACAAGCUUAUGACGGGGGCUCAAAUAUGAGUGGGAAGUUUCAAGGAGCUCAGGCUAGAAUUAGAAAAAUUCAACCGCUGGCCAUGUACAGCCAUUGUGCCAGCCAUAGACUGAACUUGGUCAUUAGCAAGGCUUGUACAAUCCCUGCCAUAAGAAAUGCUGUUGGAGUGGUUUCAUCCGUAGCCAACUUUUUUAGAGAGUCUGCCAAGAGACUACAUGCACUUGAUGAUGAAAGGAAUGAGGAAAUUAAAAAGGGAAAGCACGCUGUGAAAAAAAUGUGUGAGACAAGGUGGUUAGAACGUCAUGACGCUGUGUUGACGUUUUUGAGUUCUCUGCCUUCACUACAUGCUACUUUAGAAACUAUGGUUUAUUCUGACCAAGCGGCUGGAAAUAACGCGUUUUCCUUGCUACACAGCAUUCUUUCAUCGGAAUUCAUUGUGAGCUUAGUGGUUUUAGAAAAUGUUAUGACUCUUACACUACCACUGGCUAGGAAACUUCAAGCUGAGUAUAUGGAUGUACUCAAUGCAAUGACAUUGAUAGAUGCUACCCUCAAGAGCAUGCAAGAACAAAGGGCAAACAAUGAAGAGUGUUUCAAAAGACUGUUUGAAAAAGCGCAAAACCUGGCCUCUAAAAUGGAAACUGAAUUAAAAAAACCAAGAUUAGUUGGUCUUCAAAGAAACAGACCAAAUGUGCAAACUGACACAGUUGAAGACUACUUUCGAUUGUCUAUUUAUCUCCCUUUUUUGGAUUUUCUCGUCUGUGAAAUGAAAAAGUAGAUUUCCAAAAAAUCAAUUGGUCCAGAU